Messenger RNA from Homo sapiens (human), 3135 nucleotides. RefSeq names its product dendritic cell associated nuclear protein 1 (gene DCANP1). NCBI's taxonomy places the organism in Eukaryota, Metazoa, Chordata, Mammalia, Primates, Hominidae. The record is from RefSeq and is marked reviewed. The transcript has a single exon. Gene Ontology annotation, cellular component: cytoplasm; nucleus. Bases 241 to 975 code for a protein of 244 amino acids.
CAGAACCCAAGGGCUUACCUGUGCUCUGUGAUUCCCCAACUAGGGAUUUAGUUGUAGCCACGGACCUGGUAGGCAACAGGGAGGGGAUUUUAAUCUGCUCCUUGCAUCAGAAGGUCCAAUAGGCAGGGUUAGUAUAAUGGGAGAUGCCCUGGUAGGGCUGGCAAGGAGAAGAAGCCACAUGUAUUUUGGUCUGAUGAAAAGCAGCAGUGAUCUGUCACUGACCAAAAUGGUCCCCCAACUAUGCAUUACGGAGCAGCAACCCACAUACAGAACUCGAGAAGCCACGGCCUGGAGACUGUACCUGGACACCAAAGACUGGAGAGAGGAGCUGGUGGGGAAACCCCAGAGUUCCCAGGGUGCCACUCCCCAGCUCCACCAGAGAACUUUGGGAAUGAGCUGCUGCCCCUGAGUGCCCCUCUCCAGGGCCUCAGUGAGGGUCUCUACCCUCCAGGGAGGAACAAAACCUUGCCAGCUGGGGUCCUGCGAGAGGGGGCAGUUCAAUUCCUCCACAGGGGACUCUGCAACUCCAAUCUUUCGAGUGAAGCAUCUGCGAGGCCCUCAGGGACCCAGGAUGAACUGCAUAGCAGCAGAAGGAAGACAGGCCAGACCAGGCGGGAGGGAGCCCGGAAACAUCUGGUUUGUAGUUUCAGACUCUACCCGUUCACAGUUCACACAGUCUCACCGGGAAACUCACACCUUGCCCUGUACCAAGUUUUUAAGGCAGUUAAGCUCUGCCCAUCCGAGACUUCAUUUUUCUUGAGUAGAAAAUCACUGAAAUCAUCAGAUCCAUGGCACCCACCUUCACUUUCUCCUAACAGCUGGAACCGUCAGGCUGGCUUCAGGGCCUGGUCUUCGCACUUGAUAUCACUAUCCCUCACCUGCUCAGACAGCCAGAGCAGGCGGGUGAGUUCCUCCCAACAACCUCCACUGCAUUCUCUCAGCUCCCACCGCAGGGCAGCCCACGUGCCUGAGUGAACAUGUGUGCGUGUGCACACACGCAAGUAUGCACAGACAUACACUAAACACGAACAUACAGUGCACAUGAACGCUGCUCCCAGCUAGGGCCCUCUGGUCAGACUGCUGCCUGGGUUAGAAUUCUUGUCCCCACCCCCACUUACUAUAGUUCUGUGAUCCUGGACAAGUAACUGAAUCUCUCCGUGCCACAGUUUCUUCUUGUAGAAAACGGGAAAGUUCACAGUACUUACCUCCUUAGAGUCAUUGUGAAGGUCAGUUUGAGGCAUCACAAAUUUAAGGCACCCAGACAUAAGGGUCAACAGGGUUAGCUAUCACUGUCCAGUUUGGUGGGAGGAACUGAAUGCAUGUAGGCACAUGGACCCAGUCUACACUCAGGCACAAAAGGAGCUACAUUAGUUACAUUCAGGCAUACCCCAGAGCACUACAAUUCUCUGAGACAUUGUCUGGAAAUCUAGAAAUCAUCUCCUUGCCCUUUAAGGUAUUUUAACCCUCGCAUUCCUCUGCUUUUCCAAGAAUGUGAAUCUUGCCAAGCUGUCCGUGAGAGACACGGGCUCCCCUCGAGGGAGACUUGCAAAUGCUCCAUAAACAGCCACAGUGUGGGGCUCUGCCAUGAGGAAGUCACAGCAGACACGCUAGACAGCAUAGUCCUGGAUGCAACCUGGAGGAAGGGAGGCCCAUGGUGGAGCACUCACUCCGUGCCUGUCUGCCCGGUGAGACCUCAAGUUCCUUGCAGACAAAGGCCAUGGGUUGUUGGCUCUUGUGUUCCCGGUGGCCUUUCCAGAGCUGAACAGAGGACAGAUGCACAGACGGGGGGGCUCUGGUGGUCAAGGCAGCAGUCCCCUUGGAUACUAAAGUCUGAGCCAGGCCCCUCAGGCCCGGCAUGGGCAGUGCGAGGCCCAUAGUGGUGGGAAGCCAGUUGGCCAGCUGGGGUGAGAAGGCCGCGAAGCCAUGGGCAGACAGGAAGUGGAGGUGAAUGUCUCUGCCUCCUGUAGGCCUCAGCAGGGACAGCACAGACCCUCUGGCUGGGGCAGCGCAGACCCUCUAGCUGGGGCAGAACAAGGCUGGUGCUUCCUUCUAGUCCUUGAGACUUUGUAGCUCUAACUCAAGCAGAACCCUGGGGUUUUGGGAUUCUGUGUGGUGACUGCUGAGGAAGGUUUAUGGAUUUGACAGGGUGCAUGUCACAGAGAGACAGUUCUCAGUCAGCACUUCCUGUCCCCUGCAGAGGCUCAUAGGGGACAGCCCCUGCCAAGGAGACCCUGGAGGGGCUCUGAGGAUAGCAAUCAGAGGUUGGGCUGGCUGGACUGAGCCCAGGCCUGUUGCCCACCAAGUCUCCAUAGGUUCUAGUCUGACCCCUCUCUCCACCCCUGGGCUAUGCAGGCCAGCCCGUGCAGACCACCCCCGACGCGUCCACUUGCAACACCCGCCUCACUGUGCCAACACUCCAUCCACACAGGAAAGGACUGAGAACGUGAUGCUUAACCCAAAGGAGUGAGUUUCAUAGGAUGGGUGGCUUUAACAGUUUCACAGCAGGACACUGAGGGAAUAUUUCCCUAUCCCUUCAAAUGGACGGUCACUACAGAAACGUGUAGAGCAAGACUUUGUCAAGGGGCUGUUUCCAGGUCUCCCGGUGUCUAAAUAGCAGAGCUGGAAUGGGAACUGAGAACCGAUUCUUUCCACAACCGCCCACUGAGCAGCAAGGCUGCAGCCAGCAAAGAGGUGCGGAGGCAAGCAAGCUCCAUGUGGUGGGGACAGCGCAUUGCGACCUCCACCACCCCUGCAGUGGGCUGCCAGCUGAGCCACCUGUCUUCCACUGUAUCUACUGUACGAACUUCUCCAGCUCUGCUCUGUUUUCUCUUCCUCAGCAUCCACCCCGUGACACGUAGUGGUGGCUGAUGUCGCCACAGUACCAUGAGGUUAACAGGUCCUCCCUCCAGCUUCCCUCAUGGUGGCAGCCUAACCUGCAUUGCAGCCGUUCACCGGACACCGCACCAGACCCUCAAAACCCAUCCAAGACUGUGGGAGGAGUAAACAACCCAGCCCAGUUAAGAGGAGAUGCCGAAUUUAAUGAACCCUAUUUGAAUUGCAGGGCUGUGAUUCCUCUUACCUUUAACGUGAACUCACAGGCGGAUUAAAGUGAAAUAAAACCUACCAUUUGAGUUA